AUGGGUGUUGGAAACCUCAUGGCCCGGUUCAAGCCCGGUUCGGAGUCUCAGUUCUCCUCGCAGGCUCCCACUCCUGCUCGGGCUGACUCGACCGUGGAGAAGAAUGAGGGCAUCAUCGAUGAUAGCCCCGUCAAGUACCUGACCUGGCGUUCGUUCAUUCUGGGUCUGUGUGUCUCCAUGGGUGGCUUCAUCUUCGGUUACUCCACUGGUCAAAUCUCGGGUUUCACCACCAUGACCGACUUCAAGAUGCGCUUCGCCGAGUACAACGCUGCCACCGGUGAAUAUGCCUUCAGCAACGUUCGCAACGGUCUCAUUGUCGGCCUUCUCUCUAUCGGAACUAUGAUUGGCGCCCUGGUGGCUGCCCCCAUUGCUGACCGUAUCGGCCGCAAGUUCUCCAUCUCCUUCUGGGCCCUGAUCAACAUGGUCGGUAUCAUCGUGCAGAUUGCCACCGUUGACAAGUGGUACCAGAUUGCUCUCGGCCGUUGGGUCAUGGGUCUCGGUGUCGGUGCUCUGUCCAGCGUUGUCCCCAUGUACCAGUCCGAGUCCGCUCCUCGCCAGGUCCGUGGUGCCAUGGUCAGCGCUUUCCAGCUGUUCGUCGCCUUCGGUAUCUUCAUCUCUUACAUCAUCAACUUCGGUACUGAGCGCCUCAACUCCACCGCCUCCUGGCGUAUCACCAUGGGCAUCGGCUUUGCGUGGCCCCUCAUCCUCGGUAUCGGCACCUUGUUUCUGCCCGAGUCGCCCCGUUUCGCUUACCGUCACGGCCGUGUCGAGGAGGCUCGUGAGGUCAUGGCCAAGCUCUACGGUGUCCCCACCAACCACCGUGUCGUUGCCCAGGAGAUGUCUGAUAUGAAGAACAAGCUUGACGAGGAGCUUGCUGUUGGCAAGGCUGCCUGGCACGAGGUCCUCACCGGCCCCCGCAUGUUCUACCGUACCAUGCUCGGAAUUGCUCUCCAGUCCCUGCAGCAGCUGACCGGUGCCAACUUCAUCUUCUACUACGGUACCUCCAUCUUCCAGGGUGUUGGUCUGUCCAACUCCUACGUCACCCAGAUCAUCCUGGGUGCUGUCAACUUCGGUAUGACUCUGCCUGGCCUGUACAUUGUUGAGCACUAUGGACGCCGCAAGUGUCUCAUGGCCGGUGCCGCUUGGUGCUUCGUCUGCUUCAUGAUCUGGGCCUCCGUCGGCCACGAGGUCCUCCACGUCAACCCCUCCUCUCACCCCGCCGGUGUUGCCAUGAUCGUCUUCACCUGCUUCUUCAUCGUCGGCUUCGCCACCACCUGGGGUCCCAUCGUCUGGGCCAUCUGCGGUGAGAUGUACCCCUUCCGCUACCGUGCUACCUGCAUGGGAGUCGCCACCGCCGCCAACUGGACCUGGAACUUCCUCAUCUCCUUCUUCACCCCCUUCAUCUCCAGCUCCAUCGACUUCAGCUACGGCUACGUCUUCGCUGCCUGCUGCUUCGCCGCCAUCUGGGUUGUCUUCUUCUUCGUCAACGAGACCCAGGGUCGCACCCUCGAGGAGGUCGACACCAUGUACGUCCUGCACGUCAAGCCCUGGAAGUCUGCCAGCUGGGUUCCUCCCGAGGGUAUCGUUGACGACCUCCACGCCCCUGCCGUGCCCGAGCCCAAGGAGGGCGCCGAGCACCACCAGCACCACGACCAGCCCACUGAGAUCCCCGAGCAGCAGUAG
Molecule: messenger RNA, 1683 nt
Organism: Penicillium subrubescens
Lineage: Eukaryota; Fungi; Ascomycota; Eurotiomycetes; Eurotiales; Aspergillaceae
Product: sugar porter family MFS transporter
Exons: 3
Coding region: 1-1683 (560 amino acids)
Biological process (GO): transmembrane transport; carbohydrate transport
Cellular component (GO): plasma membrane
Molecular function (GO): carbohydrate:proton symporter activity
Source: RefSeq, a predicted model, not a curated record